AUCUUCAGAGUCUAAAGGUUCAUUUGAUCACAGGUUCAUGACUUAUUACCUAGGCAAGUGCCAAAUAUAUUGUAGCCAGAAGAAGAGAUUUGUCAGAAGAACUUUGUCCGGCACAAAAGCACUUGGCUCACAACAAGGAGACCACUUGGCUUUCACAUGGGCUGCAUCUGUGAUUUUAUAUAAAAAUGUCCAGGAGAAAUAGAUCUUCAGUUUCAAAACCCACAAAGAAGAAAGCUGAUGAAAAGGAUCACAAGGAGACAAAUAACAUCACUGGUUUGACCUAUAGAGAUCUGGCUGACAGCUAUGAACCAUGGUAUCAGACUGGCAGCAUGGCAGCAUCGGAACAUUAUCUGCGUCCUCCUGACUUCAACCAAGGAGGUGGUGAAAGGACAUUCUGCCAGAAAUAUUCCCCAAGCUUAAAAAAUAUGAUUCCCUUUCGCUUUCAUCAAAGAUCUUCUGCAAAUCCACUGGAUGAUGCUGGGCUCUUCUCAUUUGCAACGUUUUCUUGGCUUUCAUUCCUAAUGUUCAGAGGAUGUAGGCAAAACAUUGAAGUUGCCAGCUUGCCUCCUCUAUCGUAUCAUGAUAGUUCAGAACCAAACUCCAAAAGAUUUCGACUCCUUUGGGAAGCAGAGCUGGCCAAAGCAGGCCCUGAGAAAGCUUCUUUAGUCAGAGUGGUGUUAAGAUUUCAGAGGACUAGAAUUUUGGUGGACAUCGUGGCAAAUGUCACUUGCAUGAUUUUUGGUGCUCUAGGACCGACAGUGCUCAUACACAGCAUCCUACAGUAUGGUGAAAGUGGCUCCAGGGACCUGGUCAGAGGGAUUGGCCUCUGUGUAGCCCUGUUUCUGACCGAGUUUUCCAAAGUUCUGUUCUGGGCAUUGGCAUGGGCUGUGAAUUACCGGACCGCUAUCAGAUUAAAAGUUGCCAUGUCUACAGUUGCAUUUGAGAAACUGCUGGCAUUCAAAUCUUUGUCACACAUCUCUUUUGGUGAAGUGAUCAAUCUAUUAGCCAACGAUGGCUAUCGGAUGUUUGAAGCAGCCUUAUUUUGUCCCCUGCCAAUUGCUGUGCCUCUGCUGAUGAUUGUCUGUUCAGUCUAUUCUUGCAUCAUCCUUGGUCCCACUGCACUCAUAGGAACAUUAGUGUAUAUUGUGUUCAUACCCAUACAGAUGUCCAUGGCCAGGCUUACUUCUGUCUUCCGAAGAGCUGCCAUUUUGGUGACGGAUAAACGUGUACGAAUAAUGAAUGAGAUUUUGACAUGCAUUAAGCUGAUCAAAAUGUACGCUUGGGAGAAAUCUUUUGCCAAAGCUGUCAGAGGCAUCAGGAAAGCAGAGAGGAAAAUACUGGAAAAAGCAGGAUAUGUUCAAAGUGUGAACUCUGCCCUUACGCCAAUUGUAUCCACCCUGUCGAUCGUCAUGACAUUUUUCAUCCAUACUCUUUUAAAGCUCGAACUAACAGCCUCUGUUGCCUUCAGUGUGAUAGCAAUGUUCAAUGUAAUGAGGUUUGUCAUUGCCAUUUUGCCAUUCUCUGUGAAAGCUGCAGCAGAAGCAGCUGUUUCUUUAAAAAGGCUGAAGAAAAUUCUGGUUACUCCAAUUCCUCCAGCAUAUGUGAUGCUUUUGAAGGACUCCCCUAAUGCUGUGGUCCUGGAUGGCGCCACGUUGUCUUGGGGACGUUAUUUCAGUGAAUGCAGCACCAAAGGGAUCAAGGAGGCAACCCAGAGUGUCACUUCUGCCAACAAAUGCAAUGCCAAAAAGAGCACGGACACAACCCUGAACGGGAACAGCAUCUGCAAAGACAAAUCGGGGUCAAAAUCAGUCAUUUCUCCCUCUCAGAUAACAAUUGCUAGGAAGGAUAGCAGCUGUCCCUUUGCUUUAUGCAACCUAAAUUUCGCAGUACCAAAAGGCAAAAUCCUGGGGAUCUGUGGAAAUGUUGGAAGUGGAAAAAGCUCAAUCAUCACAGCAAUACUGGGACAGAUGUAUUUGCAUAAGGGGACAGUUGCUGUGGAUGGUUCAUUGGCUUACGUCUCACAGCAGGCAUGGAUAUUUCAUGGGACUGUCAGAGAAAAUAUACUUUUUGGACAAACCUACGAUGAACAAAGAUACAAUUAUGCCAUCAAAGUCUGCUGCCUGAGGUCGGAUAUGGAUAUUCUUCCUUACGGAGAUAUGACUGAAAUAGGGGAAAGGGGUAUCAACCUUUCUGGAGGCCAAAAGCAGCGAAUCAGCUUAGCUCGUGCUGUCUAUGCCAAUAGAGAUAUUUAUUUAUUGGACGAUCCUUUGUCAGCAGUGGAUGCACAUGUUGGGAAACAUAUAUUUGAAGAAUGUAUUAAAGUUGCCCUGGAAGGGAAGACCAUACUCCUUGUUACCCAUCAACUUCAGUAUUUAGAAUUUUGUGAUGAAAUCAUAUUGCUAGAAGAUGGAGAGAUAUGCGAGAGCGGCACUCACACAAAACUGAUAGAAGCAAAAGGACGCUAUGCACAUCUAAUUCAAAAUCUGCAUGCAGAAGAAGCAAUGAGUCCAAGCAAUGGUUUCCUUAACUCAAGUGCAGUGACAGGAACAGAAGAAGAGGUUCAGGAGAAUGUUCCCGAAGUCUCUUACAAAGGAGUUGAAAAUCCUGCUUUCGAUAUGUCUGAUGAGGCCAAUGAGGAAUCGAAGAAAGACCUUGAAGUGAGAAGAGAUGCAGCUCCUGCAAACCAACUUGUUCAAGAAGAAGGAAGGCAAGAAGGCUCCGUGACGUGGAAAACUUACUGCACUUAUAUCAAGGCAUCUGGAGGUUUCAUCUUAUGGUUCUUCAUCGUGCUCCUCUUUGUUCUCAUGAUUGGUUGUUCAGCCUUCAGCAACUGGUGGCUGAGUCACUGGCUGGAGCAGGGAUCUGGGGGGAACUGCAGUUCUACACAGAACAUAACCUGCACAGAAGGAAGUAUCACUGAUAAUCCUCAACUGCACUUCUAUCAGCUAGUCUAUGGAAUGAGCAUCAUCUCCAUGAUCAUCCUAAGCUUCAUCAAAGGUUUUGUUUUUACCAAGACGACAUUGCGAGCUUCAUCAACUCUACACAAUACGGUCUUUUACAAGAUCUUACAGAGCCCAAUGAGUUUCUUUGAUACAACGCCCACUGGCAGAGUAAUGAACCGUUUUUCGAAAGAUAUGGAUGAAUUGGAUGUGAGGCUUCCAUUUAAUGCUGAGAAUUUUCUGCAGCAGUUUUUCAUGGUGCUCUCGGUUGUCAUCAUCGUUGCCAUUGUAUUUCCUUACCUCCUAAUUGCAGUGGCUGUCCUAACUGCUAUUUUCAUUCUGCUUUUCCAGGUUUUUCAGCACACUAUUCGAGAGCUGAAACGAGUUGAAAACACCAGCAGAUCUCCGUGGUUUUCUCUGAUCACGUCUUCUGUCCAAGGCCUUAGUACAAUCCAUGCCUACAAUAAGAUGGAAGACUAUAUGAGUUGCUUUAAAAUGUUGAAUGAUGAAAAUUCCAGCCAUUUCAUGCUGUUUAACUAUGCCUUGAGGUGGUUUGCAGUGAGGACAGAUAUCCUUAUGAAUACCAUGACUUUGAUCGUAGCCCUCUUUGUUGUGCUCAGCCCUGCUUCCAUCAGUGCCGCAGAAAAAGGCUUGGCUUUAUCUUACAUUAUCCAGCUAAGUGGACUUCUCCAAGUUUGUGUGAGAACAGGAACAGAGACGGAAGCCAAAUUUAUUUCUGUGGAGCAGAUCACAGAAUAUAUAACGAAAUGUGUUCCUGAGAUAAAAGACGGUGCUACAGUUGUCGUCCCUCCUGUAGAUUGGCCAGAUAAAGGUGAAAUCAUGUUUAAAGAGUAUCAGAUGAAAUACCGAGAAAACAGCCCCAUUGUGCUUCAAGACAUAAAUGUGAAAAUUCAUGGCAAAGAAAAGAUUGGGAUUGUUGGCCGGACUGGCUCUGGAAAAUCAUCUUUAGGGGCUGCCCUGUUUCGACUGGUGGAACCAGCUGCUGGAACCAUUCUGAUUGAUGGUAUUGAUAUCUGCACUAUCAGUUUGGAAUCGCUUAGGACGAAGCUGUCAGUCAUUCCUCAAGAUCCUGUUCUGUUUGUAGGUACAGUAAGGUACAACUUAGAUCCUUUUAAUGACCACACAGAUGAUCAGAUCUGGCAAGCUCUGCACAGAACAUUUAUGAAAGGCACAGUUUCAAAACUGCCAGGAAAACUGGAAGCGCAGGUUGUUGAAAAUGGAGAAAACUUCUCUGUGGGGGAACGACAGCUACUCUGCAUGGCAAGAGCACUCCUUCGAAAUUCAAAAAUUAUACUUCUUGAUGAAGCCACUGCCUCCAUCGAUUCUGAGACAGACAAGCAGAUUCAGCAGACUAUCCAAGAAGCCUUCAUGGACUGUACAGUCUUGACCAUUGCUCAUCGGAUAAACACCAUCCAUGACUGCGACCGUGUUUUGGUGAUGGACAGUGGAAAGGUAGCAGAGUUUGGCAAACCAGAUGAGCUUAUUCAGAAUCCCAAUUCUGCAUUUGCAUCACUCUUAGCGGCUGCGAACAAAGUUGGAGCUUAGGACAGGAAAGUAUUUAUUGGUGCUUGCUUGGUGGCUUUUGGGAAAUGAAGACUUCGCAUGGACAAGGAGAGUAAAAACUUCUUAAUAUCUAAAUCGUCAAAUCCCAUUUUCCAAGAAGUAUUGUGAACUUUGUCAAAGGUCCUGUCUACUGGGAAAGUCAGAAGCUUAAUAUAAUGCUGGCAAUUGAAAACUAGGAACUGAAAUGAAAGAAGCAAGGAAGUACGCAUGCCAAUGUAUGUGACAGUAGACUCUUGAUCUUGUUCAAAACUCAAGAAAGAAAAUCAGCCACUACAAUUCAUGGGCUGACAUGAUAUUUUUAGUAAGAAAACUUGAUGGAGAGUUGUCCAUUUCAGAUCUCUUCAUAUCCUCGAGAAGCUAAUGGAAUAAAUUAGCUAUGAUUCCCUGAUGUUGGAACAGCAUUAAUAACACUGGAUGGCUUUUUCGGGAGGAAAAAAAACCACAAAUUGGAAUCCAUCUCAUAUACAAUUAGCCUUUUUAAAUCCCACUGACUUCAGUGGGAUCUGAGGAUCUUAACUGGGUAUAAGAUUGCAGCUUUUGUCUUCAACCUGCAUCUGGUGCAUGCAGCAGAAAGAUACCUCAGUGUGUCGGUAAAAGAAGCUGGUCGUUCAGUACUAUAAAGUCCCCCAGAUAACAACUAGAGUAAUUUAAGCACCUACUUUACAUUCCCUUUGGAAUCGAGAUAUAAAAAAAUACUUGUAUUUGUCUGGAUCGUGCCAAAUCAUUCUGUAUAUCCCUGUGACAUAUUCUUCUCUAUAUGUCAGAAAAAGAAAGAAUACAUGAACUCUAGUGGAGAAAGCAUGGUGAGUUAUUUUGAUCUCUUUGUGCUUGGUUAUAAAAACAAAUAAUAAAGAAUAUUGUCCAUUGCA
Sceloporus undulatus (fence lizard) is the source of this 5392-nucleotide messenger RNA. RefSeq names its product ATP-binding cassette sub-family C member 12-like. The transcript is spliced from 31 exons. Gene Ontology annotation, molecular function: ATP hydrolysis activity; ABC-type transporter activity; ATP binding. Lineage: Eukaryota; Metazoa; Chordata; Lepidosauria; Squamata; Phrynosomatidae. Gene Ontology annotation, biological process: transmembrane transport. The record is from RefSeq and is a predicted model, not a curated record. The coding region runs from base 186 to 4505 and encodes 1439 amino acids. Gene Ontology annotation, cellular component: membrane.